This is a messenger RNA of Fragaria vesca subsp. vesca, 1529 nucleotides long. RefSeq lists its product as uncharacterized. NCBI's taxonomy places the organism in Eukaryota, Viridiplantae, Streptophyta, Magnoliopsida, Rosales, Rosaceae. The record is from RefSeq and is a predicted model, not a curated record. Bases 322 to 1251 code for a protein of 309 amino acids. The transcript is spliced from 2 exons.
AAGAAGAGGAGAGUUAAUUCAUUUCAUCAAAUAGUACACAAAAUCCAGUGGGUUUUGUUUUUGUUUUUGUUUUUUGGAAGAAGAAUAAGAUAGUAGAUAGUCCAGAGUGGGUUUUCCUUUCUUUAGAGCAAGCAACUACCUCUCUCUGUUUUUGUGGCUCACCUAUAAAAACGGUCUCUUUCUCUCUCUCUUUAAAUUUGGGUCUUUUUUUUUCGGCCACACAUACAAAACAGAGGAGAAAGGAAAGCUCAUUUCUUUGGGUCUCUUUAAGGUAGGGUUAGGGUUAGGGAUUUAGGGUUUUCUGAUUUGGUACUUUUUAAAAUGGAAGGAGGAGAAAUUGGGGAGUUGCAGGACUGGGAGGUCCUCCACAGCGCCGGGGAGGACGUGGUGGAAAGCCAUGGAAGCUUCUCGGCGAUUGAGGCUGACGCCGAGGGGAUGAUCAGGUCUGAUUAUUUCUCGUUGGAGAAUCAGGGGAGGUAUGGCUAUGCUAAGAGUGAAGCGGGUUCUGUUGAGUCGGAUAAUCCGAGCUGGAUUGACCCGGUUUCGGUGACUACUUACAAGGAAUCGGGUGGGUUCUGGUCCGAUUCGGCUAGUGAUCGGUCCGAUGACCGAAAAAGUCAUGAUUUUGAGGCGAGGAGCGAGUUGGGUUCCGCCGGAAAUGAGCAAAGCCCUGUGCUUUCGGAGCCUGUGGAUGAGAAUUUGGGGAAAGGCAAAGUGGGUGUCCAAGGAAUUGGGGAAGUUGGGAGCUUUGAUAAGGAUUUGGAUAAGUUCUGGUCUGAUUCCGGCGGUGAAAGCUCGGUUUCUGUGAAAUUUGACAAGGAGGGUGGUUCAAGUGAGUCCAACAAGGAAUCAGGGGAGGAAGAAUCAGCUGAGACUCAAAGUGGUGCAGUGGAAGAAGUGAAAACGGUGGCGAAACCGGGUGGUGAGGGUGAGAAGAGGAUGGUCUUGUGGUGGAAGGUUCCAUUGGAGGUGUUGAAGUAUUGUGUUUUCAAGGUGAGUCCUGUUUGGUCUUUCUCUGUGGCCGCAGCGGUAAUGGGUUUAGUUAUCUUGGGAAGGAGAUUGUAUAGGAUGAAGCGAAGGAGCCAGAGCUUCCAGCUCAAAGUUGCUCUGGAUGACAAGAAGGUAUCUCAAUUCAUGAGUCGCGCUGUGCGUCUCAAUGAAGCAUUUUCAGUUGUGAGGCGGGUUCCCAUUUUACGACCUUCACUGCCGGCUGCUGGGGUCAAUCCAUGGCCAGUGAUGAGUUUGAGAUAGAAAAUUCUUCUUGUGAAAUAUAUAGAAAAAGAAAGGAUUAUGUCCAUGACAUGUGCUAAAAGACUAAGUUCUUAUGCUUCGCUUUGUAUUAAACCAAACGUGGCUGCUUUGUGUUUGAACUUUAAGUUAAGAACCUGCAUCAGUUUGUGUAAAAUACAGACAAGUUUCAACUAGGUACAAAUUUUCAAUUUCUUGUUUAUCCUGUUGCCUUGUAUCUAUGCUCUCUAUCUUAAUCUGAAUGGGUGAUGUACUUCUCAUACUUGCACCUUUCACAUGCC